Messenger RNA from Phlebotomus argentipes, 4415 nucleotides. RefSeq names its product protein patched (gene ptc). Gene Ontology annotation, cellular component: plasma membrane. The record is from RefSeq and is a predicted model, not a curated record. The transcript is spliced from 9 exons. Gene Ontology annotation, molecular function: smoothened binding; hedgehog receptor activity; hedgehog family protein binding. Gene Ontology annotation, biological process: smoothened signaling pathway. Lineage: Eukaryota; Metazoa; Arthropoda; Insecta; Diptera; Psychodidae. The coding region runs from base 616 to 4395 and encodes 1259 amino acids.
CUCAGUUGAAAGCGUGAGGUUGAGAGAGAGGUUGUUGCGUAUGUCGCUCCGUGUUGUUGUUUUAAUUCAUGUCCGAAUUGUGAACCGUAUCGGUGAAAUAUCAGUGCUGAAUGUUCCACAAAUUGCGCACAUCCUGCGAAAACGCCGUUGACAGUGCUGGUGGCGAGAGAAGCGAUUCUGGAUGCAACGGACUCGGAUAGGAAAUGUGUGUAGUGAACCUUAGUUGAGAGCCAAGAGAAAAACACGCUGGGUGGUCUUUCCUAUACUUAUGUAUAUACACGUCUCUAUAUAUACCAGCGCACAUAUGUAUUGCUUUCAUCUCUCUUCUUAUGCUUAUGCGGAAUGAAAGAAAAAAUAGAUAACCACACGUGGGAGUGCUUAUAGUGAAAAAUUCAAGUGAAUUCAGUGCCUUCGAGCGUUUGAGGGGCGCGGAGCGCUGCCAAGGAUUGGGCAGAGGAUCAGGACUUCUCUCGGUAUUCCAUCUCCUAACACCAUUAUAUCGUAAUAAUGGUGUUAGACGACUGAAAAGAGGUGGGAGAGCAGCGCGAGAGAGCGAGAGAGAGAGAGAGAGAGACUUUCUAAGAUAUCACAGAGCCUGAGAACACACGCACAGAGAUGCACGAACUUCCUCGUGUUCCGGACUCCCACGGGGAUCGCAUCGACGAGAAGCUCUUCUCAGAUCUGUACGUGAGGACGAGCUGGGUGGACGCGGCCACGGCGUUCCAGCAGAUUGAGAGCGGCAAGGCGAGAGGACGUCGACUGGCUGUGUACAUUAGAUCUGUGCUGCAGUUCCACCUCUACUCGCUGGGAUGCUACCUCCAGAAGCACGCCGGGAAGGUCAUCUUCGUGGCCAUCCUCGUGCUCAGCUCCUUCUGCGUGGGGCUCAAGAGCGCAACCAUCCAUUCCAAAGUGCAACAGCUGUGGAUUCAAGAUGGAGGACGUCUGGAGGAGGAGCUCAAGUACACGCUAAAGUCACUCGGCGAGACGGGCUCUUCGACGCAUCAGCUCGUGAUUCAGGUGUCCAAGGAGCCGAACGCGUCGAUUCUGCACACGCACGCGCUCAUGAUACACCUGGAGGUGCUGAGGCGAGCCACUGCGGUGACCGUGCACAUGUUCGACACGACUUGGGGCCUCAAGGAUAUGUGCUACUCAAUGAACGCCCCGAACUUCGACGUCCACCUCAUCGAGCAGAUCUUCGACAACAUCAUCCCUUGUGCCAUAAUCACGCCGCUGGAUUGCUUCUGGGAGGGCAGUAAGCUGCUGGGGCCUGAAUUUCCCGUUCACAUACCAGGUUUGGCCAAGAAACUUCAGUGGAGCUCCUUGAAUCCCCAGCAUUUGCUGCGGAACAUGGAGGCUCUCAACUACCAUUUCCCAGCGAAGACGAUUGAGAAGUAUCUGAAGGGCGCAGGAAUAACCACGGGUUACACGGAGAAGCCGUGCUUGGACGUUCGAGAUCCUCUGUGUCCAGAAACGGCGCGCAACAGAAACUCCACUCAGUCGCUGGACAUUGGCGCCGAACUGACCGGUGGAUGCUACGGCUAUGCGGCAAAGUACAUGCACUGGCCAGAGACGCUGAUCACUGGCGGCGGCGAGCGCAACAAAACGGGCCAUCUGAAGAAGGUCACAGCUCUGCAGUCGGUGGUUCAGCUGAUGGGCGAGCGCGAGAUGUACGAGUACUGGAACAAUCACUACAAGGUGCAUCACGUGAGCUGGAGUCAGGAGAAGGCCACUGCGGUGCUGACUGCCUGGCAGAAGAAAUUCUCAGUUGAGGUGAGCGGCAACAGACUUGCAAUCCUGUUGGCGAAUGUGCAAAAACUCCGUGUUGUUUCCUUCCAGGUGAGCAAAAUCGUGAAAAUGGAUGAAUUGACGACGUCAUACAACAUGUUCGCCUUCUCGUCGGCCUCUCUGGAUGAGGUGCUGAAGAAGUACUCAAAUCCCAGUCCCAUGGGACUGACAAUUGGGAUGGUGACUAUCGUCGUGUACGCGGGAAUUGUGCUGUCGAAUUUCCAAAAUCCCGUCCGGAGCCAAAUGGGCCUCGGAAUAGCCGGAGUUCUGCUGAUGGGAGUUUCGACAGCGGCCGGCUUGGGCUUCUGUGCACUCCUUGGGAUUUCCUUCAAUGCCGCCACGACGCAAGUUGUGCCCUUCUUGGCGCUGGGAUUGAGUGUGGAUCACCUGUUUCUCCUGUCGCAUGAAUACUCGAAGCAGAGCAACGAGGAGCAAACGGCGGCGAUCUUGAAGAAAGUGGGACUGAGUGUGUUUGUGAGUGCAGCUUGCACAACUGGUUCCUUUCUCGCCGCCGUCCUGAUUCCCGUGCCAGCACUGCGUCUGUUCUGCCUGCAAGCCGCCAUCCUGCUCACCUUCAACCUCACCACAGUCGUGAUUGUCUUCCCGGCGCUCAUCUCUCUCGACAUGCGUCGCCGGCGCGCCAACCGCAUCGAUCUGCUGUGCUGCUGUCUGCCGCCGAUGCCCGAGAAGACGCUGAAGCAGCACAACAAGGCGAUGGCCAUGAACUCGGACAUCAAUUCGGAGUGCUCCUUCGGGAACUUCCUGCGCUUCUCCCUGGGCGAGUUCAUCGAGAAGUGCUACGUGCCGUUCCUCAUGAAGCGCAUUGUGAAGAGCUGCGGCAUGACUGUGUUUGCCAUAGCGCUGGCUUUUGGCCUGUACGGCACUCUGAAGCUGCAAGACGGACUCGAGCUCACCGAUUUGGUGCCCAAGAACUCCGAGGAGCACAGAUUUCUGCACGCGCAGGAGAAGCUUUUCGGCUUCUAUUCCAUGUUCGCCGUGACGCAAGGGGACUUCGAGUAUCCGAUGAAUCAAAAGCUGCUGUAUGAAUACCACGAGGCCUUCGUCAGGGUGUCGCACGUGAAGAAGAAUGACAACGGAGGCUUGCCCAAUUUCUGGCUCGGCCUCUUCCGCGACUGGCUGCUGGAUCUGCAGAAGGCGUUCGACAAAGACUACGCCCAGGGCAAGAUUACGCAAGAAAGGUGGUUUGCCAAUGCUUCGGAUGACGCUAUUCUGGCAUACAAGCUUCUCGUGCAAACCGGGCACGUGGACAAUCCGAUCGACAAGAGCCUGACGACGCAGAAUCGCUUGGUGGAUCACGAGGGAAUCAUCAAUCCGAAGGCCUUCUACAACUAUCUGUCCGCCUGGGCGUGGAAUGACAUCUUAGCCUAUGGAGCAUCACAGGGCAACCUUCGGCCGGAGCCUCGCGAAUGGUAUCACUCACCCAGUGAUUUUGAACUCAAGAUCCCAAAAAGUGCGCCUCUGACUUACACGCAGUUGCCCUUUUUCCUACACGGAUUGCACGACACGACGGAAAUCAAGGCGACAAUCAUGCAAAUCCGCGAGAUUUGUGAGAAAUUUGAAGCUCGCGGCCUUCCAAACUACCCAUCAGGAAUUCCCUUCACUUUCUGGGAGCAGUACAUGAAUCUGCGUGAGAACUUGACUCUGGCUCUGGGCGCAGCUCUGGGAAUGACGUUCAUUCUCGUGGCUAUUGCGCUCCUGUCGCUCUGGGGAGCUUUUCUCAUCGUCUUCUGCGUCGUAGCGACUCUCGUCCAGCUCCUCGGCAUGAUGACGCUGCUCGACAUCAAGCUCUCCGCAAUUCCGGCCAUCAUUCUCGUCCUCAGCAUUGGCCUCAGUGUGUGUUUCACGAUUCACAUAUCACUGGCGUUCAUAACUGCGGUCGGGGGGAAAGAUCGACGCGUGCGGAUUGCGCUGGAGUACGCUCUGACGCCGGUGAUUCACGGCAUCGUGACGACGACUCUGGCCGUCGUGAUGCUGUCCACGUCGCCCAUCGAGUUCAUCGUGCGGCACUUCUUCCUGCUGCUGCUGUCCGCCGUGUUCAUCGGGGCGGUGAACAGCCUGUUCUUCUUCCCCAUCCUGCUGAACUUGAUCGGGCCGGCGGCGGAGAUUGUGCCACUGGCGAAUCCCAAUCGCAUCUCCACGCCGUCGCCGCGGCCGUGCCGCCGCAUCCGCAAGAGCAGCAAAGUAGUGACUAUGAAGGAGAGGAAUCCGCUGAGGGACGGCUCCGGUCCGUCGGCCAGGCAAGCGAGGGGCGUGGCUGCCAUGGAGAAGGAGCCCUCGCUCACGACCAUCACGGAGGAGCCGCACUCGUGGCAGAGCUCGGCGUCGUCGGCGCACGAAGUCACGCCCGGAGUGCGCAACAUUACCCUGCAACCCGAAGUUACCGUGCAGCAAGAGGCGCAGGAGGGCAAAGUACAAACUGUCACGAUACGGUCGUCGCUCAAGUCGCAGAGUCUCGAUCUGGAGACCAUCCAGCUGAUAUCCCUGACCGACAAGGCGGAGAGCAGGAAUCACGCCACGCCGUCCGUCGUGAAGACAGAGGUGGAGCUCGUGACGCCCAGAUGUUGCCCGGCAUCCGGAAACAGUAGUUAGCGCAUAAUUUUAUCUGCCCU